Messenger RNA from Sporisorium graminicola, 1038 nucleotides. RefSeq lists its product as uncharacterized. The coding region runs from base 1 to 1038 and encodes 345 amino acids. The transcript has a single exon. The record is from RefSeq and is a predicted model, not a curated record. NCBI's taxonomy places the organism in Eukaryota, Fungi, Basidiomycota, Ustilaginomycetes, Ustilaginales, Ustilaginaceae.
AUGGCGUCGUACGCUAGCAUCUUGCGCGAUAUGCUGCGCCCCACAUCGACGCCGGCACCGCACUGGGACCCGACCACGUCGAUGCCCCUGCUAGCCGACCGCAUCGUGAUCCUCACCGGCCCCACCUCGGGCAUCGGCUACGAGACGCUGCGCCAGCUCAUCCUCUCGUCUGCACACGUCUACCUGUUCGGGCGCUCGCUCCCGCGUCUGCAGCACACGCGCGAUACGAUCGCCGCCGAAUGCGCGGCCGCUCUGACGGCGUGUCCACCGGAGAGCCCGCGCCACGGCGCGCAGCCGGGACGCAUGAGUCUCGUCGAGUGCGAUCUAUCGGACCUGCUCAGCAUCCAGAAGGCGGCGAAGGAGUUUUUGGAGAGAGAGCAGAAGGUGGAUCUGGUGUUUGGAAAUGCGGGGGUGAUGGUGGCGGGGGAGACGGUGCAGGGGUACGAGAUGAUGUUUGGCACCAAUGUGUUGGGGCAUCAUGCGCUGUUGCGGCUGCUGCUCCCCGCACUCCAGCGCUCGGCGUCGGACCGCAACUCGACCACCACCGGCGAGACACGCAUCAUCCUCACCGCAUCCAACACACACCACUGGGUCGACCAUCCUUCGCACCUCGACCUCUCGCCGGACGCCACCAACCCCACGCUCGGCCACAUCCACCUCUACGGCCGCAGCAAGCUCGGCAACAUCUACACGACUGCGCACCUCGCACGCCUCUCAACCACGCACCGCUGGGGGAUGACCAUCUGCUCGGUCCACCCGGGCGGGGUCAAGUCGCAGCUCGGCUCGCGAAACCGGCUGCUGACGAGCAUCAAGAACCUGUUUCUAGUGCCCGCGACGCUGGGCGCGGUGACGCAGCUGUGGGGCGGCACCGCGGCGGAUAGCAACGAGGUGCAUGGCCGCUUCUUGGUGCCGUAUGCGCGCGUGGGCACCGAGAGCGAGCUCGCGCGCAAUCUAGACGUCGAGCGCAACGUGUGGGCCUGGUGCGAGCAGCAGUGUGUCAAGCAUGGCUUGAUCAACGAGCAUGAGGUCAUGGCGUAG